This is a messenger RNA of Racocetra persica, 831 nucleotides long. The record is from the annotation of a GenBank genome assembly. NCBI's taxonomy places the organism in Eukaryota, Fungi, Glomeromycota, Glomeromycetes, Diversisporales, Gigasporaceae.
GAGGAAGAAUGCUCUACGAGGGAACUGAGGGAUAUUUUGCCUGUUGAUUACAAUAAAAAUUUGAAUGAAACUAACCUUUCUGAAUCAGAUCAUGAAGAGAAAGAGUCACAUAAAAAAAAACAAAGUGAAUCUAAUGUUGAAAGUGAUACAGAUAAUCCAGCAUCUGCAAUUAUGAUGUCCAGAGGUGACGUAGUAUCACUUCCGCCAUUAUCAUCAUUACUUACUCCUCCGCUUCCACCGUCACCACUACCACCACUCGGUUCUCUAAAUUCUAUACCAAACAAUGCAAUAAUAUUACAAGAUUUACCAACGUCAGUAAAUCAAUAUCAAUUAUCGACUUUAACAGCUACAAACCCUAUCAUCCAAACCCCCGGGACUCCACCACCAAGGCCUAAUGCCAAUAAUAUGCAGGUUACUCCCCAAAAGUCGGCACUUUUUAAGGAAUCCGUUAUCUAUCUACAAAAUCAUAUAAAGAUAAAUGUAAAUGAUCAAGGAAUGAUCAUAAAAGACAAUCAUACUACGGAAGAGAUCUCUAGUAUAAUUCGUAAUUGGCUAAUAAUGGCAUUAACAUCACCAAAAGAGGAGUUUGUAAAAGCUAUCAUGACUCCUUUAAGCUCAGAAGCAAGUCCAAAAGAUCAUGAUUUUCGUCAAAUUUGCGAGUUUAUACUUUAUGAUUUUUAUUUCAUGACAAAGAAAGGUCCUUUAAAAAGAGAUAUUGGUGAGCGUACGUAUAUUGUCGAAAGGGUCGUCCCCCUGUUCAAAGCAAUUCAAUCAGUAUAUAAUGAAUACAAAUUUCAUUGGAUCGAAGUUGAAUUGGAUUGUAUGAGGGAA